AUGUCUGUCGUUGCAUAUGAGCGCGUCGCCUCGUCGUCUGAUAGCCGAGCUUCGUAUCGGCAUCAGUCUCAAGGCCAAAUCCUGACUCCCGACGAGCGGGACGGCGAUAUAGUGCGCGGCGCGAGCGCGAGCGAGACCGCCGCCCGGUGUCUUCGUCCUUUGAAAAGGGAAAGUGGCAGUUGGGCCACUGGCGAGAGUGAGAUGAAAAAAUGUCCGAAGGGCGAAACGGGACGCAGGUACUGCGCGGGCGCACGCCAGAAAGGGACGGCGAAUCGGAACCGGUUAAAUUUUGAAGGGCUUGAGACCGCGGUCCACGCUGAAGCUGCGCUCAGGCUUUUUUUA
Molecule: messenger RNA, 342 nt
Organism: Iphiclides podalirius (scarce swallowtail)
Lineage: Eukaryota; Metazoa; Arthropoda; Insecta; Lepidoptera; Papilionidae
Source: the annotation of a GenBank genome assembly